AUGGAUCAAAGGAGCGAGGAGGACUUCUCCAUAACCACGACGUUCUUUUACUUGAAGUUCGUGGGCUUCUGGCUAGUGACCAACAAGUUCGAAGAACGCAUGAAGACGUUGUCGAUUAUCUACACGGUAACCAUGUUGUCUAUCGCUGUGGGGAUCGAGGGCACAGAUCUGUAUUACAGCUUGGACAACUUUGGCGAGGCCAUCUACACCGGAAACAAUGUUAUGACCAUAUCCAUGGUGCUGCUCAAAAUAUUCAUCUCGUACAUACAUAGAAAAAAACUGUUACGUUUAGUGAUAUACGCGAAAACGAAUUUUUGGCACUUGAAUUACGAACCAGAGGAGAUGGAGAUCAUGGACAAUUGCAGACGUACUUGCACCUUCCUCAUUUGCGCUUUCUCCUUCCUCACACAAGGGACGGUUGCCGGCUUUAUAAUGAGCUGUGUGGUGGAGAACAUCGGAAGAAAUGAAUCAGACAGAGUGUUUCCGUUCAACGUGUGGCUGGAUGUGCCAGAAAUUACGUUGACGCCAUAUUUCGAGAUUAUAUCAGCAAUAGAGGUUUUGGCUUUGUGUCACGUUGGCGUGUGUUAUUUGUGCUUCGACAACUUCUUGUGUCUGAUGAAUCUGCACGCUGCGUGCCAGUUCCGUAUAUUGCAGCACAGACUGUCGAAGGUGUAUGUCAUACAUGAGAAGGAGAAGGACCACUUGACAGUGAAAUAUUAUGAUACUCUUCGAGGCUACUUUAAACAGCAUCAAACACUGAUCGCGUACUGCGACAAAUUUGAAGAGGCGUUCAGCGUGAUGGUGCUCGCGCAGGUGCUGCUCUUCAGCUUGUUAAUUUGCUUGGAUGGAUUUCUGGUGCUUAUGGAUGACGCUCCUAACAUGAGGCGCGUCAUAUUUGCGUUCCACCUAAUGUGUUGCAUAUGUCAGCUGCUGAUGUUCACAUACAGUUGCGACUGUUUGAUCCGCGAAAGCUUGGACGUUGCUACCGCAGUGUACAAUAGUCCCUGGACAGUUGUGCCACAUGAUAAUAUGGGGAAGAUGGUACGGAAAGAUCUGGUACUCAUGAUCCUCAGAUCUAGGGUACCCUGCUGCAUAACGGCUAGUGGAUUUUUUGUUGUCUCUCUGGAAACGUACACGAGGGUUUUGAGUACCGCAGUGUCCUACUUCACAUUGUUAAAUCAAUACUGA
Messenger RNA from Megachile rotundata (alfalfa leafcutting bee), 1188 nucleotides. RefSeq names its product odorant receptor 13a-like. Lineage: Eukaryota; Metazoa; Arthropoda; Insecta; Hymenoptera; Megachilidae. The record is from RefSeq and is a predicted model, not a curated record.